This is a messenger RNA of Magnolia sinica, 989 nucleotides long. Its product is annotated as protein RGF1 INDUCIBLE TRANSCRIPTION FACTOR 1-like. The transcript is spliced from 4 exons. The coding region runs from base 27 to 746 and encodes 239 amino acids. Gene Ontology annotation, molecular function: zinc ion binding. The record is from RefSeq and is a predicted model, not a curated record. Lineage: Eukaryota; Viridiplantae; Streptophyta; Magnoliopsida; Magnoliales; Magnoliaceae.
UUACUUUUCCACAUUGGCUUGAAGCUAUGUUGAGAGAGAAGUUCUUCAACGCAUGUCUGAUACAUGAGACGGCCAGGAAGAACGAAAAGAACAUCUUUUGUUUAGAUUGCUACACCAGCAUCUGCCCUCAUUGCUUAUCCCUCCACCAUUCUCAUCGUCUCCUCCAAAUUCGACGGUAUGUUUACCACGAUGUCAUUCGAUUAGACGAUUUGGAGAAAUUAAUUGACUGCAAUUUCGUUCAAUCUUACACGACGAAUAACGCAAAAGUGGUAUUUUUAAACCAUCGGCCUCAAUCUCGACCGUUUAGAGGCUCAGGCAACAUCUGUUAUACCUGUGAGAGGAGUCUGCAAGACCCAUAUCUUUUCUGCUCUCUUGCUUGCAAGGUGCAGCAUCUGGUGAGAAAGGAAGGCGGGCUGUCGAAAUACCUCCACGACUGUGAAUUCCUACCAUUGCCGGAAAGAGUGAAAGCAGAGUGCUCCUUUUGCGAGCUGGAUGACGGUCAGAUGACGCCCGAUUCGAUACUUGAGUCGCCGGUUUUAUUUGGAACUUCGUCAGGCUCGGGCGCAAGUGGCAUAGUAGGUUGCAGGACACUGGCGUGCACGGCCACGACCGAGUUCGUGAAGAAGAAGAGAAGCAGCGUUUUGGGCUUAAAGACAGCGUUUCGGCCCAUAUGCUCGCCUGCUAUCGAGAUGGCGGUUCACUUGAACCGGCGUAAAGGGAUUCCGCACCGUUCGCCUCUUUACUGAACGGGGUUCGGUGAAGAAGUUUUGUACGAGGUAAGGAGAUGUAUGGUAUUGUAGAUGUUUUCGGGGAGAAGGGCAGAAAUGGAAUUACUCCCAAUUUUGUAGAGAAAUUCUAGUUUUUUUCUUUCUUUUUUUAAUUCACAAGGUUUCUUCUUUGACUCCACUUUAAAAUUUCAGUUCUUAGGUAUCUAUUUGACCGAAUUGCCUUCAGUUAACUAAUGCUACUUUAGCUUGAGUUUUGGUGUU